This is a messenger RNA of Meleagris gallopavo (turkey), 1722 nucleotides long. NCBI's taxonomy places the organism in Eukaryota, Metazoa, Chordata, Aves, Galliformes, Phasianidae. The record is from RefSeq and is a predicted model, not a curated record.
CCUUUGUUUUAUACCCAGAACUGUACAAACGUGAAGUGUAUCCUUAUUUCCUGCACUGUCGGACAACUGGAAAGAGGGAAGAGUGCAGCACUGAAAAUCAGGUCCCGGCUAUGGGCUGAAACUUUCCUGCAGAGGAAAAAUGAUCUCUAUACUCUUUCUUCCAAUGUGUCCUUCAAAGUUAAGAACAUGCCCUAUAAAGUGCAGCCAGCGAAGCUCCCUGAGGGAAGCAUAGCAAUCAGAACAUCAGUCAUUUGGUCCACUCCAAAUGUCUCCUUUGUUAUCCCUUUGUGGGUUAUAAUACUAGCAAUAAUGCUUGGUCUACUGGUACUAGCGGUGUUGACCCUUGCUUUAUGGAAGUGCGGCUUCUUUGACAGAGCUAGACCCCCACAAGAUGACAUGGCAGACAGAGAACAGCUGACAAAUAACAAGACUACUGAUGCAUAGAGGAAGAGAGUGACAGAUCCAAUCAGAAUCUUGCCUGAGACUAGAACAUAAUGAGGAUUAACUGAAGGUUUCCUUUCACCAAUCUUCUUUUGUACCUGCAAGUGAAAUGGCAUCAUAAUCUGAUCUAUGCUACGUUCUGAGAAUAUGCCACAUGAUGGCCAUCCUUGCCAAAGAAAGAAACUUUAUACUGCCUUAAGAACAUGCUCACCAUUGAACAGAAUGUUUAUUCUAUAUUUUGGUCAGUCUACAUUUUAGCAGAUGCUUUUGAACACAUGUGGUAUACUGAGGUGCUUCCAGAACAAGCCCAAAACUCCCAAGGAGAAAAUGCCUGCAUUGCUGUAUUGUCUAGAAGACGGAACAGGAUGGAAUUUCUGAACACUACUGUAUCAUGCAGAAUACCUUUGACACCUCCCUAAGAACUUUUAUGACAUUAUGACUCAGGGAGACAAGCAAUAAGUCAGUACUGUGGAAGUACUUCUGAAAAACAAAGGUAGUCUAUGAAGAAUUUUAUAGAUGGAGCACAAUUAUUUAUUUUUCCACCUUUUCAGAAUAAGUAUCUGAUAUAAUCAUCAACUUACAUUUUAAGAGAAAUAAAGUCAAUAUACAGAAGUCAUGUACUUACUUUACAUGUAAAUAGAAAAGCAAAGCAAUUGUACACACUGAGCACAUCUUUCUUGGCUACAAGGUGUUUGGCCAAACAGAGGAUUUAUGCAAUAUUUUGCAAGAUAAGUUAUAUGAUAAGCAUGUCUUGUAUCUCAGUCCAGAGCUGGGAGUAUCACAUCAGAUAACAAAAUCCAAAGGCAUUAUAAUGCAGUAGAUGGGUUACCUUCUCACCCCAUUGCUGGUGGCUGCCCAUGCAGCUCUUACUGAUUUAAAUUACUGAUUUAAAUUACUGCAGACAUGCGUCUGUGGUGAUAUGAAGAGGACUUGGGAAUUUGAAGCUAGGAUGAGUUUUACUUUUUGCCAUUGCCCUGUUACUUGGUGAAGUGCUCUCUUAAAAUGGCUUCAGCUGUUGUAUCAUCUGUUGAAUUUAUGUCACAAAUCCUAAUAUUUCAUUCAUCUGAAGAAAUCUUUGCUUUUUGUUUUCAUUUUAUGGGCAAGAAUCCAGCAGUGUAUUUAAAGAGCUGAAGAUAUUUCUCCAAACUUUAUGGCAGAAUUUAAUGAUCCCUUAAAAAAGUCUUGUAGGGAAAGUGAGCAAGGUUUCUAUUUAUGCAGAAAAUAGAAUGCCAGCCAGCCAAGCAUGAACAAAAAGAAGGAAAGAUAUUUUGAGAUAAAGAG